AUGAAGUUCUUAUUGCUGUCUCUCUUUAUAUGCUUUAGUCUGGUCGCAGCCUGGUCCAAAGAAGACUACGAGAUCUUUGGUCUACGUGAUGAUGUGGCCUCAAAUGAAGGUGCCAAUGUGACCUUCUAUGACUUCUUAGAGAUCCGUCCCAAUGCCAAUCAGGAGCAGAUUACCAAGGCGUACCGCAAGAAGUCGAGAAUCCUUCACCCCGAUAAAGUGAAGCGGGCCUUUGUCGCCAAUUACUCCAAGGACAAGUCCAAGGCCAGUUCGAAGCAGGGGGUCAAUGUCAACAAGGGUCCUUCGCAGCGGGAGAUUGAGGCUGCUGUGAAGAAUGCCGAUGCUCGCUCAACCCGUCUUAACCUGGUUGCCAACGUUCUGCGUGGACCGGGCCGUGAACGCUACGAUCACUUCCUCCGCCAUGGGUUCCCUCUGUGGAAGGGCACAGGAUACUACUACUCCCGUUUCCGUCCUGGUCUGGGCUCUGUGCUGGCUGGUCUAUUCCUGGUCUUCGCUGGUGGUGCACACUACGCUGCGUUGAUUCUUGGUUGGAAGAGGCAGCGCGAGUUCGUGGAUCGCUACAUUCGCCAGGCCCGCAGAGCUGCCUGGGGAGACGAGACUGGUGUCCGUGGGAUUCCUGGAAUCGACGCGGCGGCUACCCCUGAUCCUGCUCCCGCUUCCGAAUCCGAGGCCGGAGCCGUGGCUGUAAACCGCCGUCAGAAACGAAUGAUGGACAAGGAGAACAAGAAGGAUAAGAAGGGCGGAGGCCGGGUUAGUGCUCGUGCCUCUGGAACUUCUACCCCUACCGAGACCACUAGCAGCACCGGCGAGCGCAAGCGCGUUGUUGCGGAGAACGGCAAGGUUCUGAUUGUUGACUCCAUUGGCAAUGUGUUCCUGGAGGAGCAAAACGAGAAUGGCGAACGCCAAGAAUUCCUGCUUGACGUCGAUCAAAUCGAGCGCCCUACAAUCCGUGAAACGAUGCUGUGCAAGCUUCCUAUUUGGUGUUUCAACCGGACUGUUGGCCGGGUUUUGGGUACUGCUCCCGCCGAGGAAGAAUUUGAAGAAAUUGAUGAACCAGUUGAAGAGGCCAGUGAAACCACUGCUACUUCCACUCGGUCUUCUCGCAAGCGUUCCAAGCGCUCUCAGCGUUCAUAA
Messenger RNA from Penicillium nucicola, 1152 nucleotides. RefSeq lists its product as uncharacterized. The record is from RefSeq and is a predicted model, not a curated record. Lineage: Eukaryota; Fungi; Ascomycota; Eurotiomycetes; Eurotiales; Aspergillaceae. Gene Ontology annotation, cellular component: endomembrane system. Bases 1 to 1152 code for a protein of 383 amino acids. The transcript has 3 exons.